Messenger RNA from Acipenser ruthenus (sterlet), 2002 nucleotides. Its product is annotated as small ribosomal subunit protein mS31-like. Gene Ontology annotation, cellular component: mitochondrial small ribosomal subunit. The coding region runs from base 124 to 1329 and encodes 401 amino acids. The transcript is spliced from 7 exons. The record is from RefSeq and is a predicted model, not a curated record. NCBI's taxonomy places the organism in Eukaryota, Metazoa, Chordata, Actinopteri, Acipenseriformes, Acipenseridae. Gene Ontology annotation, molecular function: structural constituent of ribosome.
AUAAAGCGUUUCCCUGUCGGAUGCUUUUCAAUGCAGCAACGGUGAGAGGUCAGUGAAACAUGCCUGUGACAUUGUAGGUUUUUAGUUUCACAGGUAACUUGUUAACUCUGUCAAAUUAUUAAAAUGUACAGAAGGAUAAUUCUACUGGCAACAAGGAACAGAAGCGGGAUAAGCCGUAUUGCAGAGCACAGUAUAAACAUAACAAAUCAACAAGAAACGAAAAGAAUAUCGGUGUCAACAUGCCCUAACCGGCAAAGGAUGCUCUAUAACAAGGGAGUCUGUACUCCCAACAAGAGGCCGUUUAGCACAAGCACAACCAUCUCCAAAGAGAAUGAAGAGUCUUCCGCACCUAAAACUGGAGUGACGGAAGCCAAGGUGAAAGAGAAGGAGCCAAAGAAAUCUGGAAAAGAGAACCUGUUAGAUCUCCUGAGUGCAAUGAAAGUAGACGUGACCACAAAGAAGAAAUUCCAGGCUUUAAAAUCUCAGAAGAGCAAGGAGCAACCAAGAGUUCACCCUGAAUCCAUGGAGAGUGCAACAAGCAUGUUUCAGAAAGCUACCACAGAACAGCAGGCUCAGAAAGAGUCCCUGAGCCCAGAGCUCGUUGCCGCUGCCUCUGCGGUUGCUUCCUCCAUGCCUUUGAAAAAGAGUCAGACGGAAUCAGAGCUGCUGCAACAGCUACGGAAACACGAGUCGGACACUGAGGUCCAUAAAAAAGGAGAAACUAACAACAUUGGUAACAUCAUUGCUGACAUGAAGGUAGGCAAGCACCCCAAUGCUAGAUCGCCUAACAGACCGGCCAAUCAGAUUCGCUUUGAUGACGAUGGCCGUGGCUAUACUCACGACAGAGGAGUUGUGAAUGAGUUUGAUGCAGUCAGGAGGAGGAAAAGUUUGUUCACUGGCAAGAGACUGAAUAUUUUUCCAUCCACAACGGACACAACAGAAACAGAACCCAAAGAAGUAUCCGUUCCCUCCCUGUGGGACAUUGAGCUGGCUGGUCAGAUUGCAGCUGUUAUCAAACACCUGCCCCGGAAUGGAUUUGAGGAAAUGAUCCAGUGGACAAAGGAUGGAAAACUCUGGCAAUAUCCCAUUAACAACGAGGCUGGUCUUGAGGAAGAAUCAGAUGUCGCAUUUCAUGAACAUGUAUUUUUAGAUAGUCAUCUGGAAGACUUCCCAAAGCAAGGACCAGUUCGCCAUUUCAUGGAACUUGUCAUCAACGGGUUGUCUAAAAACCCCUAUCUAACCGUCAAGCAAAAGAUGGAGCAUAUAGAAUGGUUCCGUGAGUACUUCCAGCAGAAGGAGGAGGUUCUGAAGGAGAGUGAAGCGUACUGAGUAGACCUGGAGAUCAGGGGGUCACAAACCAGCUAAAUGUAACGCUCCUUCUACGCUGUACAUAAGCAUCGCUAUUGCAUUGGAAAACCUGGGAGUCCAGGUCUAUCCCAUCACCCCAAAUCAUGUUAAAUUGCUUUGAUCCUAGACCAAGUAAGUCAAUAUGGGCUUGUGUUGAAAUUUGGUAUCUUGUGCAAGACAGGAACGGGAUGAUCCCCAUGUAAAGAGAUGUACAGAAUUUUGCAGCAAUGUCAUAAACAUUAAAAAAAAAAUGUAUUGAAUGAUUUAAUUGAACAGUGUUUUGUUCAUGUGACAAUUUCACCCUGCAAAUACAUGUAGCAUGAUAACUUACAUGAUCCGAUAAGCAGAUUCCUGGAUUUUUAUAAAUUACAGUUUGCAACACACAAAAAAAGUUUGAAAACUACUACAUAAAAAAACUAUAAUGCAAUACACAACAGCAUUUUAAGCUUUUGCUUGGUUGGAUGUGUUUUUUUUAUAUGAAAAAAUCUGUCUGAUAACAAGUAACCUCUCUAAAAACUAAAUGAAAAAGUGUAACAGAUACACUUGUUUGUACCUUCACAAAACUCAAUGUGACUGCAUGAAAAUGAAUAAAUAACAUACCUGCUUGAUGUAUUAGCCUGAUGCACAUUUAAUAAAAGCUCUGCCCUUUUAGAAA